GAAGGCACAAAAUGUAAAAGUAGCCUACGUUCAUUCCUGUGCAUAUAAACGGACCUGCAUCUUAAAUGAACAGCAGUGACAUGUGACGCCGAGGAAGCAAACUGUUACUGAAACGGAAGAAACCUGCUGCAAAACAUUAUCGCAGUAUUUCCUUUGGAUGGUGAUGUGGUGGGGGGAAGCGGUUUGGUAAACGCGUCUUGAGGGUGGAGUGGGAGACGAGCGGCCACGGUGGCUGGACGUCUUGAGCGAACACACCGCCGGUGCUCUGUCGUGGAUCUCUACAUGAUGGUGGUGGGGAAGGGAGGGAAGACACGGUCGUACGGUCGACCCUCCUGUUAUUCACGUUAAGUCGGUUUGUUUUCCUCCCAAACGGAUUUGAGAUACGGAACGGGAAAAGGUGACGGGUUCGGCUGGUGCCAUGUGAAUAACUGAAAACACCAUGAAGCCAUCACACAAGCUGCUGUUCUUUCUGUGCCCCAUGCUGGUCCUUGGCUUCAUCUACUACUCCUCUGGGAAGCUACACCUGCAUGUUUGGGGCCAAAAGCCACAGAGUGAUGAAGAGUCUACACUCAUGGCCUCAACUAAAGGGCCUAAAGUGAAACUGGCGACAGAUAGUCAUGUCACAGAGUCUGAAACGGAGAUUACUCUCACCGUGGGACGAAUAGUAGGCUCAGUGUAUGACAAGCAGGGCUUUCUGCUGAAGCUGGACACCAAGUUGCCCCUAGAGCUGGCCUACAAAUAUGGCAACCUCAGCGAGGGAGCGUGCAAGCAGGGCUACGCGGCGGCCAAGAUGACCACCAUCUACCCCACGUUCAUGAAACCAGCUCCGAUGUUUCUUGACCGAAAUUUUAAACGGCUAUCAAAAGUCAGCAAUUACUUGCCGCCUUUCGGUUUCAAAACGCAAGAGAGGAUCAUAGAGAUUAUUUUAACUUCAACAAAGCAAUAUGGACUUGGUGAAGAGCUGGACAGUUUGAGCUGUAAAAGAUGCAUUAUUGUAGGCAACGGAGGAAUCCUAGCAAACAAGUCCCUGGGGUCCCGGAUAGACGAAUACGACGUUGUCGUGAGGUUGAACGAGGCUCCGGUACAUGGCUACGUUAAGGACGUCGGGACCAAAACUACAAUGAGGAUAACGUAUCCAGAGGGGGCCAUCCAAAAGCCAGACCGAUACGAGAAGGACUCUCUCUUCGUCUUCUCUGCAUUCAAACCUCUGGACUUCAAGUGGCUCCGGCAGAUGGUCUUCAAGGAGAAGCCGCGGGGGACGGAGGGUUUCUGGAAGUCCGUGGCCCACUACGUGCCCCGGGAGCCGGUAGACAUGAGGAUCCUCAACCCCUACUUCAUCCAGGAGGCGGCCUUCCAGUUUAUAGGCCUUCCCCUCAACAACGGCCUGAUGGGCAAAGGGAACAUCCCCACCCUCGGAGCGGUUGCUAUCACCAUGGCGCUGCACAACUGUGACGAGGUGGCGGUGGCGGGCUUCGGCUAUGACAUGUUGACACCGCACGCGCCCCUGCACUACUACGAGACCGUCAAGAUGUCCGCCAUCAAAGAGUCGUGGACCCACAACAUAUCCAAGGAGAAGGACUUCCUCCGCAAGCUGGUAAGGGCCAAGGUCAUCACUGACCUGACCAAGGGCAUCUGACUGCACACCCUCGCUCACAGAGGUGUUGCCUGCCUUUCCCUCAAAGACCACGCCAAAUGGCAUGCUGGGAAAUGGAGUCAGAAUGGGGAGAAUGGACCUUCCCCCAUCAUACUCCUCCUCUUCCUCCUACCCCACCUAUCUCCCCCCCCCCCCCCCCCCCCCUGCUCUGCGGAGAUCUGGGGGUAAAGGAGGUGAGCUCACCGGCUGAGUUCCUAUCAAAGCAAGGAAUAUGAACUCAAGGCAGAUUAGCAAACACAACGGAUCAAGUGGGAGCAUUUAGGGGACAUAUGCACACACGUGCCUUCUGAACCAAAGGCUCCUGGCAGUCGGGGAGAACAUCUCCCUGCUCCCUGACCUGACGGAACAGGACCCACCUGGGUCCACCUAGGAGGGUCUCUACCUGGACACCAUCCCCGCUCCCCACAAUCACAUGACUGGACGACGAGGUGGCCUCACAGCGGCUCUAGAGCCGGGUUAACGGCUCACACCGACACGCUGCCUUCGGAUGGAAGGGAAGACGAACAUACACAGGGAGAGAGAGAGAGCGAGAGAGAGACAGCCACGGACAGCCAGGGGAGGAUUCAGCGGAUCAGCUGUGCCAAACGUACCUCGUACAAAAAAGGGAGAGGCCCACCCCAACCGCCCCCUCUCUUCCCCCCCCCCCCCCCCCAUGCUGCCUGAAUGUAUUCCCGUCCCAUACUGGAACUGUCAAACACGUGCACUGGGCUGCGCAGAUUCCACCCACCUGUGCUUUCUCUCUCUCCCUCUCUUCCCCCCUCUCUUUCUCCUUCUCUGCACGGGUGUGUUCCUCGGCAGUAUUCACCUCCGAUAGGAAUAUUAUCAUUUCUACUCCCCCCUCACUCCUCUGUUGGGCUGCCUGUGGCUCGCUGCGUACCUGCGGUGGCUACCUGAGUCCAAGCGCCACCCAAAGGGGCCAAAGGUUGAGAUUUACUUUCUAAUCAUCCUGAAUGACGGGGAAAAUAUCAAGGGUUUAUGAUUUAUUUUAAGUAUUUAUUUCAGGUGAUACGCGUUUUAAGAAAAGUUCCUAGGUUCCGGUGAUGGGCUGGUCUGAUAUUUUUAUUUUUAAUUGUUUUUUAUUUUACACAUUUUACAAUAAAGGCUUUUGUCUCUCUUCCAAGUGUGCUAAAAUGUGCUUCCUACAAGACGAUCAUCUGUGUGGGCGUAGCAUCAGCAGUGUUCCCACUAAAUCUACAGAUACAUCUCAUUGUUCGCUUUAAUUGACAGGAUGUUUUAAUUAGUGUUUUCAUGGGGCCUCUUUUUAAUUUUCCGCUUCGCAGGGACAUUGUGCUCGCACGGCUCUUGUUUGUCACGAGCUGGGCGCUUUUUUUAAGUGAUUCCUCAAAUGGGGCAAGAACCAAAUUACAGCGUUGUUAAACUUUCUGGUUAUUGUAAAAGUGGAGAACCUUUGCAGGCAUGCUCCGGGCCCACUUCUGCAGAAUCAUCUGCUUUUUUUCUUUUGCACGGAGAAAAGGUUUGUUGUUGGCAGGAGACAUAGGCAGAUUAAAAAGGUUGCAAAUGUUCAAGUGGAAAUCGUCUCUGGGAUUAUUUGAAGAAUACUGUGGUAAACAUUUCAGUAUUUAAAGCGUUGCUUUGUCGUCACAAGUGUCCAGUAUUACUCAACCCUCCUUGCCGCCUCUCUCUCGGCUCCCAACAACCAAUUCAGGAAUGUCUACAUGCUUGCUUUUCAUUUUAUGUCAUUAUCAGCUUUAAAUGGUGGUGGUGCUUUUUUAUAUGCUUUGCCAAAGCCAAGGCUUGUUUUUGUCUAUUCUUCCUGUUUGUCGUUUGUCAAUGAUUUUGUUUCCACUGCCUUCUUCUGUAGACUACAUAUUCCUAUUAAAACACACACGCACACACACUUCCAGCCCUCACUAUGGGUUAGUAGGCCUUAUUCCGCUAGCGGACAUCUUAGUGCUAACAUUUAUAGCGUUCUAUGUUUCUAGCGUUAAGAAACAAGAUGGCUGCUAGUGGAAUACGGCCCAAGGCUGCGCCUUCUUUUCUAAUUUUAAACAACAGACACAUCACAAGGCCUUUAUGUCCAUCUUACAGCUUUGUACGUUGAAUCCGUUUUGUUACCGUUCAGGUGAAAUAAGUGUCUGAUUCAUUAGUGGCACCACCUUCAGACUGCCUGAACUACUGGGUUUAACAAGGACUGCUCACGCUAUGGUACGGCGGACAACCUUCUCAAUAUAUUGCACUAAGAGAAGAGAAAUGUUGGGCUGAAGGAUGUUGGUUAAUAAACACUUCAGUUAAAUAACCAUUGUUACAUAGAUAUAUAUAUAUAUAGAUGUGUUGUGUAUAUAUAAAUAGUUGACACAUCGCCCUUUAUUAUUCCUAUGUGGGGAACAAUCAACUGUAAAAAGACAAAUCACAAGGUACCAUCGACUUCUCAACAGAAACUUGGAGACCAAACAGAGUUGUCGGCUGGUUUAAGCUCUCAUUUUCCUAAUGUGUCAUGAAUGCUGUACUGAACUGGAUAACCAAUCCUCCAUCUUCUCUUUAUAUCAACCCUGUCAUUUCAAGCAGAAUGUAUUUCCCUUCACUGACAAUUCAACUCCAUUUGAACUCCACUACUGGAAGUCUGCCGACAACGGAUCAAAAUUGCAAGCGUUAUUUUUUUGUAUUUUAUUUUUUUAAAUAUAUAUAGGCAUAUAUAUGUAUAUGUAUAUAUAUUGGAUGUAUACAUAUUUAUAUAUAUAUAGCUAUAAAAUUGCUUUGUUCUUUUCGGCUACUGAAUAAAUUGAGUUUGUAAAUGA
Messenger RNA from Gadus morhua (Atlantic cod), 4410 nucleotides. RefSeq names its product ST3 beta-galactoside alpha-2,3-sialyltransferase 3b (gene st3gal3b). The transcript has 13 exons. Lineage: Eukaryota; Metazoa; Chordata; Actinopteri; Gadiformes; Gadidae. The record is from RefSeq and is a predicted model, not a curated record. Gene Ontology annotation, molecular function: sialyltransferase activity. Bases 440 to 1636 code for a protein of 398 amino acids.